Molecule: messenger RNA, 5226 nt
Organism: Epinephelus moara (kelp grouper)
Lineage: Eukaryota; Metazoa; Chordata; Actinopteri; Perciformes; Serranidae
Gene: ccdc39
Product: coiled-coil domain containing 39
Exons: 23
Coding region: 160-3102 (980 amino acids)
Biological process (GO): inner dynein arm assembly; cilium-dependent cell motility; cilium movement
Cellular component (GO): axoneme
Source: RefSeq, a predicted model, not a curated record
GCUAGGGGCGACUGACAACAGACAGCGGUUGAGAUAGUAUUUGGCAAACUGGAGAAAGAAACAACUGAUAUCAGCUGAUAAUAACGACAUUUAUUGAACACGUAUCACUUUGAAUCAGUCUUUUGUGACUUUGCCGGCUCAGUCAAACAGUAAGAGAAAAUGGCGGCCGUUAUUAAUACAGUUUUAUCAGAGAUCGGCUGGGAUGAGCGGUUUGCUAUCCCUGAACCUAACGCUGAAAACAAGGCUUUGAUUGAAGAGAUUCGUAAAAAAGAAAUGGAGUUGGUGCGACUGGACAACAAACUUGAGAGACACAGGGAACAAAAGCAGACAUUAACCGAAUUCUUUAAGAAUGUUAAACAAGAGCUGGACAGUACUGAGGCUCUGCUUAAAGCAAAGGAAAGAGAAGAAGAGUUUGAGAAACACCUCAACGCCCUCGCAGAGAGGGAGACAGGUCACCUGACACAGGAAGUUGCAAAGAUGGAGAGUGACAAUCGAUCUUUAGCAGAGAGGAAGAACAUGCUAGAGAAUCAUGUCUUCAAGGCCAAACAGAAGCUAGAGGACUUUAGGAACCAGAUGGACUGGGACCAGCAGACCUUGGACGCCUUUUUAGAGGAGUCGGCACGCAAAGAUGAGGACACAAUGGCCAUCAUCAAGUACGCCCAGCAAGACGAGCAGAGGAUAAAGUCACUCACUCUGGCUAUAGAGAAGAAGACACUGGAGGCCAGUGACAAGCGCAAAGCCCUUGACAAAGAAUUGACUGAGACUAUAUCUACACGGAUUGCUUUGGAUAAAACGACAGAGAAUUUGCAGCAGGCCCACCAGGAGACACAGCAGCUCAUCCACCAGUGGGAAAACACCAUCAAGCAGAUGAAGCAGAGAGAUGCUGAGAUGCAGCAGUGUGCUCUGCAACUUGCCCAAGCCAACCAGAACAUCAGGGACAGGAACACCAGCAUUGCAAAGAGAAAGCACUGGCUGGAAACUCAGAGGAACAACAAUAAGGAAACUGAGAGGAACCUAACCAUGGCCACCCGACAGGCUGUAAAGCUGCGGCAGGAUUUGAAGGAGCAGGAGAAUAACUGCAGCAGGCUGAAGGAUGAGCUGAAAAGUUGCAAAAGCAGAUUGGACGGAGCAACCUCCAGUGUGGAGUCUGCAUCGUCCCACAUAUCCAGGAUGAAGAAAGACAUCCAGGAUAACAAUGACAAACUCAUGAGGGCCAAGGCCUACAAUGCUGCGCUGGAGGAGAAGCUGAAAGAUGUGACUCAGACCGCCCUCAGUGAGGAGGAGAGGGCUGCACAGAUGGACCAACUCCUCAAGGAUGAGGAACGGGCAAUUAAGGAGUUGGAUGUCCAGCUGCGUGACUACAGGGAAGAGCUUUUUCGUGGUAAAGAACAUUUGCAGGCCCUCAAGACAAAGGAGAAGGAUUCUAUUGCUCUGGUCUCAAGGAGUAAAUCCACCAUCAACCAACUGGAGAGCCAGCUGAGAAAACAGGAGGAGGAAUUAAAAAGACAGCAGAUUAUCAUGAUGGAACAGGACACCCAGAUCAUCCACCUGGACAAAAAACUGGCACGGCUGCAAGGCGAAGUUCGCACCGAUGAAAAGCAAAUGUUGAACGUAAAGAUCGCUGAGCUGACCAAAACCCUAGAGGAGAAGAAGGAGACGGCCAACAAGCUGACCAGUGCGCUCAAGGAGGCUGAGGAUGAUAUUCGCUAUUUGAGGAAAGUGAUGGAGAAGUCAGACGCUCAAAAGAGAGAUCUGACCGACAAGGUGGAGGAGCUCAUGCUUCUCUGUAACACCAAUGAAAAGGAGCUGAAGAGACUCAGGCUCAAGAGACAGGACAACCUGGUGGAGCACAACGUCAUGAAGACAGAGGUCGAGCGUGUGAGGAGUCUGCUGUACAGCAAGGCGGACAGCGUGCUGUCUCUGGAGAAGAGGAGGCUGGAGUUGCAGGAAGCCAUGAAGGACAGGGAGGAGGAGGUCAAGGUCUAUAAAAAAAUGCUAAAUCAGCAGCUCAAGAUCAGUGAGCAGGACAGACAGAAACUCAGCGUCGAACUGAGUGAGAAACUGUCCAAGGUCGACAUGAUGAAGAAACGCUUCGAGAUUGAGAUGUUUUCAAUGGCAGCCCCUGAGGGGGAAGAGGAGAAAUCACAGGCUUACUACAUCACAAAGGCUGCACAAGAGAAAGAGGAGCUCAAGCGGAAGGGAGACGAUCUGGAUGCUAAGAUCCGCAAGACAGAGCUGGAAAACAGAGCUCUAGAGAACACCAUCCGUUUGUUUGACAGCAGUAACACAGCAUUUCGCACAUCCCUCAACAAAGUGAAUGAAUCCAGUCCAGAGCACCAAGAAAAGCUGAAGCUAGAAGAGCAGUUGAGGGCAGCUGAAGAGACGCUGAAGUAUAAAAAGAGACAAGUCCAAGAGCUCCAACAGGACUUACAGGACAUGAACAAUACCUUGGAGAGUCUGCUGCAAGACGAGCAGGUGGAGAAAGAUAAGAUACAGAGCAAACAGUCGCUCAUUGGUAAACUGAACAAAGAAAUCACUUCCCAGCAGGAGAAGGUUGACAGAGCCACAAAGCAGUGCUCUAAGCUGACCAAAGAGAUCCGCUCAGCACAGAACACCAAAACUGAGACAUUUGAGGAGAAGGACAUUAAGCUGAGGGAGUGGAAAGAAUUCAACAAGAGCAUCAACAAGAUGUUGAACGAGGCCAUGGAGGACAAACUCGACCUCAGAUCAGUGAUGGAGAAGUACUUCCUGCAGGCCAAUCUGUCUCUUCCAUCUCCGUCUUCCACUCCUGCCAGCGGUCGAAGCUCUAAGAGAAGCUCUGUGUGCAGCUCUGCCUCUCUCAGGUCAGACUUGAUCCAUUCUUCUCCAGAGAAGGCGAGAGUGGAGGUCUCCUGCGUCCUCAGCCAGCAGCAGCCCCAGGGCCUCCGUGUCACCUCACUCCCACGUGCUGAAGACAGUGGAAGUGGGCUUGGAUCUGGCCGUGACCUCCCCUCCUCUCACCACCUCCAGACACUCCAGCUCUGUGAGCAGCAGCAGCAGCAGCAGCAGAAAGUUAAAGAACCUGUAGUCAUGAAGGAUUUAUUAUCAAUCUUUAUUUACUGAUACGAGAGAAAGAGGAUUACAAUUACUCACAGAUGCACAGAGUAACUGUCUCAUCACAGGAUGAGAUGUGAUCAACUCUGAAAUGUGGUUUCAAAGUUCUAAAAAGAGCUUUACAAUGUGUGAUGUCAUUCUAGAAAGUCUGUUUAGUAUUAGUUUAGUUUAGUAUUAUUCUUAAGCCCACUUCAGAACAAAGAUUCACGGUGUGCUGGUAUCAGACAGUUGGUUGCUGCUGCUGCUCGCUGUAUGUGCCUCUGAAGUACAGACAGUUGUUUCAUAGGGAUGAUACACCAUCUCAUCUAGUUGAAUUGGUGUGAACCAGCAGGUUUUUAGAACGUUGCAGGAUGGAGCAUUGCAGGUAGUUGUUUCAACUCAUCUUGUCACAAUUCUUUGGUCUGAACUGGGCUUUAAAGGAAACAAUAUUCAGAGCAUAUUUAUGAUUGGAGUGGGACCUGAGAUUGGCCACAGCGGCGUUCUUUCUUUGUGGGUCGGCAUGGUGGCACUCACAGGGACUCUCAUGCAACUCAACAUGCGGGUGCGGCUGGACCAUCCACCACAAUGACAAACUGAGAAGCUCAGAUUACAACACACACAGAGGUGGACUGACUUCAUUCUCUGGUCAGGACCCCAUUACUCCUCUUUGUCUUCACAUAGCAAAUAGUUGUUAGCAGCUAUAUUAAUGUUCUGAAUAUCACAUACAGCUCCUUUAAAUUUGUUGUUUGUAGCCUUUGUUCAUUUCACUUUUGUAGGUAUUAUAUUUAUGAAAAAAUUAAUGUGGCCUAAAGGAAGACUUGAUUAUCGGAAUUUUCCUUUAAUUAAAAAAAGAAAAAUAAUUCUUGUUAUUUCUUUGCUGUUUUUUUUUGUCUUAAAAACAACUCAAGACAUCUCAAUAAAAAGUAGCUGAAAAGUCUGGGAGAACAUCAGAAUUUGCUUUUGGCUCAACUAAACCUUCUUUUUUUUUUGAUAACAAAAAUCCCUCUCUUAACCUUUUCUGACAUGCAUAAUCUUUUGAUAAUUUACAAGGUAUGAAAUUAUUUUGCUUUGUAGAAGAAGCAGUUAAAAAAACACCCUGCAUAAAGCAAAUCACAGCCUCAGGAAUUACGUGCUCGACAGCCUUAAAACGGUUCUUUCUCAUAUUUCGUCGCACAGAAAUGGUUUGCUUCGGCCUUUGUUACAUGCUUGAGUUGCUCCAGCCCAGACAAUUGUCUUUGACAUGUCAUGUUGUCAUUGCCACACCCUCUUCAUGGCACAGAACAAAAGUAGCCAGAGGCUCUGUGGGAAUACGGAGAACAUUUUCCCACUGCAGAUUUCACUCUUGUUUGGAAAUAAAGCUUCGACAUGCUGCUGCUGAUCCUGUUUGCUGGAUGUUUGGCCUCAUGUGCUGCGCAGACAACAUCCUUUCCCUCCCUUGUCACGGAGGCUCCUUUUUCAGAGCUAAUACAAGCAACAUCAGUCCAGCCAGCAUCUGAUCCAGCAGACAACGUUGUGGCAAUCCUGCUGACAGCUGUUCAGUCAUAUCAUGAGCUAAAUGAAACAACAGUUGGUCCAGUCCUGCACCAGCUCUACACCAUGAUCGAGCAGCUCAGACCAGAUCUGGACUUCAGUCUAUCAGUAAAGAACAUCACCAGAGUCUGAAACCUCAACAUAUAAGGUUUAUUUCUGUGUUUGCCAAGAUUUGAAAAAAAUGAGACUUUUGAAAAUAAUAUCCUCACUAACACUAUAUGGGCAAGGAGAAUCCUCGGUGGAGUUUUUAAUUUAUGUUUCUCCUUUCACUUUUUGGGAUGCCCCUAAAAAUGUGACAUGCUGCUCCACUUAGGACAAAGUGUGAGUCCUAACUAAGGUACAACACUUGCAUUUGCUUUGAUUCAUCAAAGAGAGGUACGUAAAUAAUGGAUAAUGUUGCCAUUAACCAUAGCCAAGUGUUUUUUGUUCCUAAACAUAACCACAUGUCAACCACUGUGUUUAUAACUGCUAUGUGCAAAUGUAAUGUAUCCAUCGCUUGCAGAAACAUACAAUACCAACAUUUAUUCUUGCAAUUGGGUUAACUAAUCUCCAAUGACACGUUGUCACUGAGUUGCUGUAAAAUGUAAAGAGGUGCAUGGAAAAAAUAAAUCAGUUGCCUCAUAA